UUCAGAUAUUGAAAUUAUUUAUAAAAGUGAGAUAAAAUAAAAAAGCAGAUGGGAUAAUCUUGUAAAAGGGCAGAGGAUUUGUGUCUACCGGAUGGAGGAGGCGCCAGAUUUUUUAGUUUCAACUAUGAAUUUUCAUAAAAAGAAGGCAUAAUGGAGCUUUCCGUCCUUUUUUUUGCGUUAGUUUCGAGGAUGCGGUUCAUUUGUUUCUUAAACACUAGAUUAUGUCAUUGGUAUUUGGUGCUAAUGGUGCAGCAGGGCACUUUAUGGCAAUUGAUCGUCGUUAUCUGACGUCCACUUUGGACAAUUCCCACCACAAAAAUCUAAAGCACAAUUUCCUCGCUUCUUUAUCUACAUAUAAUAUACAUACCCAGUUGACUCAAAAGAGGAGAAAGAAAAGACAUGGGUGUUGUAAUCAUUGACGGAUCGACGGUGAGAGCCUUUGUGACUGACGACCAACAGUUCACGAAGAGCGUGGAUGAGCGUUUCGCAGCUCUUGACCUCAACAACGACGGUGUCCUCUCCAGGUCCGAGCUUCGCAAGGCCUUCGAGUCUCUGCGUCUCCUGGAGUCCCACUUCGGUGUCGACGUCGCCACUCCCCCCGACGAGCUCACUCAGCUUUACAACUCCAUUUUCGAGAGGUUUGAUUGCGAUGGCAGCGGCACCGUUGACCUCCAGGAGUUCAGAUCUGAGAUGAAGAAGAUUCUGCUUGCUAUUGCUGAUGGAUUGGGAUCUUGCCCUAUCCAGAUGGUUCUUGAGGAUGAUGACCAAAGUUUUCUGAAGAAAGCUGCUGAUCUUGAGGCUGCUAAGCUCGAUCCAAACCAUGCUCAAGCCUCCUGAAUGAUGCUCCCAGGUUGCUGAACUUGAAUUUAUGCUUUUGUAUUUUCUUAUCUUUUGCAGCUACUUUAGCUUGUUGGUAUUUGGAUCCAUCCAAGUAUAUAUGAAUAAAAGGGUUAACGCUACGUUUAGCCCUCGAGCUUUAGGCGAA
This is a messenger RNA of Gossypium arboreum, 985 nucleotides long. RefSeq lists its product as uncharacterized. The transcript has a single exon. Lineage: Eukaryota; Viridiplantae; Streptophyta; Magnoliopsida; Malvales; Malvaceae. Gene Ontology annotation, molecular function: calcium ion binding. The record is from RefSeq and is a predicted model, not a curated record. Bases 400 to 837 code for a protein of 145 amino acids.